UGAGAGAAAAAGAGAGAUUAUUUAUGUCAUAGUAAAAGAUAACGAAGAGAGAAAAAAAUUUCUUUUUUUAAAUUAAUACUUACAUAGAUUAUUUAUGAUUAUUAUUACUAACAAAAAAUUUGUGGAGAAAAGAUGAGAAUCUUUUAAUCUCGCCAUCAGAUUGAAGCCAUUGUUGCAAUUUUAGAAUUUUUAGGAAUUCUAGGUCUGCACAAUUCCAGCCCCCAUCCCGUGUUUGAGACUCUGAGGAGGAUUGAGUGAGAGAGAAAAUAAUGCUAAGCAGGAGUGGGGAAGAAGGUGAAUGGGUGUUGUUAGAGCUGCCGCUGGCGGCGGAAUUCGAUCUGGAGAAGACGGUGUGCAGUCAUGGCCUGUUCAUGAUGCCACCCAACCACUGGGACCCUCUCUCCAAGACCUUCUCCCGCCCUUUGCGCUUCUCACUCUAUGAUGACGACGAAGAUGAUGAUGAUUCCUCGGUCAUGGUUCGCAUCUCCCACCCCAUUGACAGCCCUCACUCGCUCCAUGUCCGCGUUCGAAUCGCUGGCUCUCUUUCCCCCAAACAGCAGCAAACCAUCAUGGCUCAGGUGGCCAGGAUGCUGCGGUUGUCCGAUGUGGACGAGACAGCCGCGAGAGAGUUUCGAAGCAAGGUGAAGACAGUUUCAUCGACGGAAACAGACUGUUUAAAGAGAUUUGGUGGCCGAAUUUUCAGGUCUCCAACCUUGUUCGAGGACAUGGUCAAAUGCAUUCUCCUCUGCAACUGCCAGUGGCCAAGGACUUUGAGCAUGGCUAGAGCUUUAUGCAAGCUUCAGUUAGAACUGCAGAAUCGUUCAUUCAGUGUAUCUGUCAAUGGAGCUGCAAAUGCAAAGUCCAGGAGACCAGAAACCAGGGAUGAACAUUUCAUUCCAAAGACGCCUGCAGCAAAAGAGUUGAAGAGAAAGUAUGGGGGGUCCAAAGUUUCUAUUAAUUUAACAAGCAAGUAUGUGGAGACUAAAGCAGACUUGGAAGCCGAUACACAUUUGAGCAUGGAACAUGGCCAAAUGACAAUAGAAGAUACGAUUUUGAGCCCGACUCUCAGUCCAAGCAGUAGAGAAGGAAAUUCAUUUAAAGAAUGCAACAUCUGUGACACUUCAAGUAAGUUAAAUAGCCUUGAUUUGUAUUUGGGACAACGUUGUAGUUGUGGCAAUGAAGAAGGUAUAGGAAACUUUCCAAGUGCAAGAGAACUAGCGAGCCUAGAUGAGAGCUUUCUAGCUGAGCGCUGCAACCUUGGCUAUAGAGCAGGUCGUGUCUUGAACCUUGCACGGGGUAUUUUUGAUGGUAGAAUUAAAUUAAAACAACUUGAAGAAGUUGGCGGAAGAGCCAACUUAUCAGCCUACGAUAAGUUAGCAGAACAGCUAAGAGAAAUAGAUGGAUUUGGUCCUUUUACGUGCGCUAAUGUGCUGAUGUGUUUGGGCUAUUACCAUGUAAUUCCAACUGAUUCUGAAACUGUGAGGCAUCUAAAGCAGGUGCAUUCAAGAAAAUCCACUAUUCAAACAGUUCAAAAGGAUGUUGAAGCAAUCUAUGGAAAGUAUGCUCCAUUUCAGUUCUUGGCAUACUGGGCUGAAGUGUGGCACUUCUACGAGCAAUGGUUUGGUAAGCCAAGCAAAAUGCUUUGCUCUGAUUAUAAGCUUAUAACUGCUAGUAAUAUGAAGAUAAAAAAGAGAGUCAAGACAAACAGAACCAAGACAUCAUGAAGUGGCAUCCUGCCUUUGUUCUGCUAUUGUAAGUUAUCUAUGUUUGAAUUCUCUUAUUCCUUUUGAAGGUUGUAGAUUGUGACCGCAUCAUUUCCUGAAUCCCCAUUGGUAAGUUAUCUAUGUUUGAAUUCU
Molecule: messenger RNA, 1856 nt
Organism: Tripterygium wilfordii
Lineage: Eukaryota; Viridiplantae; Streptophyta; Magnoliopsida; Celastrales; Celastraceae
Exons: 4
Coding region: 270-1724 (484 amino acids)
Biological process (GO): DNA repair; base-excision repair, AP site formation
Cellular component (GO): nucleus
Molecular function (GO): 8-oxo-7,8-dihydroguanine DNA N-glycosylase activity
Source: RefSeq, a predicted model, not a curated record